Messenger RNA from Symbiodinium sp. CCMP2592, 1383 nucleotides. Lineage: Eukaryota; Dinophyceae; Suessiales; Symbiodiniaceae. The record is from the annotation of a GenBank genome assembly.
AUGCCCGCAGCUUCCCCCCAUCCCCCACGCAGUCAUUGCUCCUUUUUUCAAGCGGGUCUGCCGCAGCCUUCCUGGUGCUCGGUGUCCGAAGCAGCCAAAUUUGCUGCAAAUCCCCUCCCCCAAAACCCCCACCACCCCGGGCCCUUGCAAGGCUGCAAGGGGCACCAGACUUCAAGCUGCGUUUCCCGUGAUCCUGAACAGGUCUUGGAUGGAGAUCAGGAGACACUUCGCGAGAUCCGCUCGCCUGUGGCAUCGCCGAACCUGGGGACCAUUCCUGUGCCUGGCUUCGAAGGUCCUGGGCGAGUCCGCGCAGACAGCUACGCCAGCUCCGGCAUGGCAACGCCACCCGGAGAGGUUGUUGGAAGCCCAACCACGGUGCAGCACGUGGGCCCCAGCCCACAAGAAUUGAGGCAGCUAAAACAGCGCCUGGAGGAGGUUUGCCACCGUGGGGGCUACCCGACUGCUCAGGGAAGGCUGCAAAGGGCCUCCUCGAGCGGCUCUUUCUGGAGUGUCGGGAGUGAAGUUACCGACGCGGACGGCCAUCCGCCCGAGGGGAUGCGACAUGUGCGGUCGAACGGAUCUGUCAGCAGCAUCACCACUUUCGAGGCCAACCGGUCUCGGGCAUGUUCUUUCGGAUCCAUCGGCUCAAUGGGCCGCGAUGACGGCGACGGCGAUGGCGAGCCAGUAGAGUUUGAUCUUCACAUUGUGGAGGAUCCGGAGGACGGCACGUGCCACGAAUCGAGGUCUCGCCAGUGCCACGGCGACCACCGAUCCGAUCAGCGGCAGAGCCACGACAAAUCCGGCAAGGUGGCUCGGUCUCGUCGCCCACGAUCUCGCGAGGCAGCCAAGGCCCCGAGAGAACCCGGACGCCAGAGCCAGGAAAGACAGUUGGCAGGACCGAUACCGGUCGGUUUGGUGGACUCUGCCGAGAGCAGCCCAACGGCUUCGCCAAGCCCACGAGAGAAGCUUCCCAUCACGAGGAAGGGAAGCGACGCCUCGCAAUGCUCCGGUUGUUCGAGCCCCACGGGAGACAAGUCCGCAGCAGGGCGCGCGUGGCAGAAGGAGUAUCGCCAUUCACUUGUGCCCAAGAACGUCAACCUGGAGGCUACGCAACAGGGCGACCAAGAGAUCACGACUUUGAUGAUCCGCAACAUUCCGAACCGCUACUCGCAGCGCGACCUUAUCGCGGAGCUUGAAGACAUGGGUUUCGGUGGAAAGUUCAACUUCCUCUACAUCCCGCUGGACAAGGGCACCAUGGCGAACGUGGGAUAUGCUUUCGUGAACUUCAUUGACAAGGAGUGGGCCGCGAGCUGCAUGGAAGCAUUCCAGGAGCUUCCAGUCUUUGCGCAUCAGGGCAGGUCGUUCGGCGACAUCUUGGGAUGA